UAGAAUAGGCAAAUUUCUAGAAACAUAAAGUAAAAUAAAAGUUACCAGGGGCUAGGAAGAGAAGGAAUUAGUAACUGUGUUUUAAUGGGUACAGUUUAUGUUUGGGAUGACAAAAACGUUCUGGAAAUGGAUAGUGGUAAUCCUUGUAGAGCAUUGUGAAUAUACAUGAUGCUGCUGAGUUGUACCCUUAAAAAUAGUUAAAUGGUAAGUUUUCCUUUAUGUGUACUUUAAAACAAUUUUUUAAAAGAGUGUGGGGAGGGGUCUACCAAGGCUUUUAGCAGGUUCCUGAUUUAGAAAAGAAAUGUUGAUGGUAAGAAUAUGGGUAGAGAAAAAUUUUGGGGGGUAGACAUUAGAAGCUAAGGCCGUGGUGGGGUCAUAAGAACAAUAUUAAGUGCAAGGACAAAGGGAUUCUGAACUAAGGUCAUUGCAAGGGGAUGGAGUGGGGAAUGGAUAGGAGAGGUAUUUGGGAUAAAGAUGUGGCACCUGAUAGGUGUAGGGGUUGAUCGCAUGUAUUAGCCCAGGCUACAACGUUCUCAGGACAAAUAAAAUACAAGUUGUUUGUUUUGUUUUGUUUUGCAGGUAGUGAUAUAGCAUGGUAGAUCUUGAAUUAAAACUUCUAAAAUCUUGACCAAAAACUCAAAAGAGGAGACCAUAGUAAAACACAUGGAGUUUCUUCUUGAAGGACUCAAGGACUGAAGCAUCCCACAAAAUGAUCCUACUGAAUAAUUCCCAGAAGCUGCUGGCCCUAUACAAAUCCUUGGCCAGGAGCAUCCCUGAGUCCCUGAAGGUGUAUGGCUCUGUGUAUCACAUCAAUCAUGGGAACCCCUUCAACCUGGAGGUGCUGGUGGACUCCUGGCCCGAGUAUCAGAUGGUUAUUAUCCGGCCUCAAAAACAGGAGAUGACUGAUGACAUGGAUUUAUACACAAAUGUAUAUCGUAUAUUCUCCAAAGAGCCUCAAAAAUCACAAGAAGUUUUGAAAAACUGUGAGAUCAUAAACUGGAAACAGAUACUACAAAUCCAAGGUUUUCAAGAAAGUUUAGGUGAGGGGAUAAGAGUGGCUGCAUUUUCAAAGUCAGUGAAGGUAGAGCAUUCGAGAGCAAUCCUCUUUAUUACAGAAGAUAUCCUGAACCUCAAUGCCUCCAAUAAAAGCAAGUUUGGAAGCUGGGCUGAGACAGGCCACCCAGAUGUUGAAUUUGAGAGCGAAACUCCCAAUUUUAAGUAUGCUCAGCUGGAUGUCUCUUUUUCUGGGCUGGUAAAUGACAAGUGGAGGCGAGGGAAGAAUGAAAGGAGCCUGCAUUAUAUCAAGCGCUGCAUAGAAGCCCUGCCAACAGCCUGUCUGCUGGGCCCAGAGGGUGUCCCGGUCUCAUGGGUAACCAUGGACCCUUCUUGUGAAAUAGGAAUGGCCUACAGCAUGGAAAGAUACCGAAAGAGAGGCAAGAUGAGACAGGCGAUGGUGCAAUUCAUGAAAUAUCUGCGUCAGAAUAAUAUUCCAUUUUACCUCUCUGUGCUGGAAUUUAAUGAAGACUCCCUUAGAUCUGUGAGGCACAAUGGUUUCUUUGAGGCCGCCUGUGAGUGGCACCAAUGGACCUGCUACCCACAGAAUCUAGUUCCAUUUUAGACAAUGAAGCUGCUUAGCAAUCUUGGGAAAGUCAUCUCGUAAUAUUAAAGCAGACACCACAGAAUAGCUUUCUUCACUUACAAAUGUUUGUUGGGUAUUUACGAUGUGCCAGGAGCUCUUCUCACAUUGAGAACUGAUGUUAAAAGACACUGCCAUACUCUUGAAGAGCUUACAAUCCAAGCAAGAGGCAGGGAUGGGUAUAGUCUUCAAAUAUGCAUAAGUGUUGUAAGGAAGGAUGGCGUUACCAGCAAACAUGUAACUAGAAAGCCAGGCUCAGUUCUUACCUCUGGGAAUUAGAACUCUUCAUGAAACUUGAUUGAUAGAAUCUACUAUCUAGAAGAUAAAUAGAGGACUUUAAUAAAAUUGGUUAAUAGAAUAUUCCUAAUCUACAUGGAUACUUUAUUGUAAAUAAAUACCCCUGCUAUUUAUGGAUUUAUGAGGCAAUGGCUACACUAAAGAAUGGAAUCAGUCUCUUAGUUUAGUGACUAGAAAGGUAUAAAAGGUGAAGCCUAAGACAAAUGGCUUUCCUAGGCUACCUUUCAUCAUUGUUAUGCAGAAAAGGAAAUCCAGAGAAUCAAGUCUGCUGCACUUGAGGCCUCUGCUACGGAAAUGACAUUUGUUGUGCCUCCUUUCUCACUUCCUCAUCAUUAGGGAAGCACAGCAUAGGGCAAAGUGUUGCCUGCAGCCUUUGGUGUUUGUACCACGGCUAUCUUAAGGGUAUGGUCAGGGGUCAGGGGUAUUCCAGGGAGAAGUGACCACUAAGACGAGGACUGGAGAGUGAGUAGGAGUGAGCCAGACAAAAAAAAGCAGAAAAAUCCAGAUGAUGGAAAGGACACGUGCCAUGCACUAUCAUAAGAACUUUCUAAUUGAACACUUGCAUUACAAAAUCCUCGAUAUUAAAAAAAAAAAUACACUUCAUGAACAAAAUGUGGCCUCUUUUGGCUCCCCUCUGCCAUCCUGACAUUGGAACUUGGACUACUAUGAACAUUGAAGCUAUAGCAAAAAUAAAUAAGACAUUUUCAUUUUUUCUGAUAGUCUAGAUUUAAAAAAGAAAUCUUAAUAGAAUUGGCUUUAAGAGUAAAGUCUAUCAGUAUUAACCAACACCUAUCCUCAUCUCUCCAUAAAAAAUAAAACUCCACAAAAUUGAAUGUUUAUAUUUGAUGCAAUUUUAAACUGUGCAAUUCCAGUAAUUAAAGAAUUAUACAGGUCAUGGAGCUUUUUAAAAAAACUCCAGUUCAUCUUAGAAGGCUGUGGUAGAUCUGUUAUCGCUUAGUAUGAACGAAUCCAAUCAGAUUUCUAAACUCCUAAGACCUGGGUGAUUUGUUACAUUGACUGAAAUGAAAGCAUGGUCUGAGAAAGAAGGGAAACAUUUCCUUUGGGAUUUCAAAGGGUGGAAAAUUCUUACAUAAAAAAUAAACUCAGGAACUUGGGGUAAUAUGAAAACAGCUAUAUUUUGGCACUCAAGAUGCAAAAGCCAACACAGAUGAUGAAAGAAGACAAAGCAAAUAAAAGUUGCCUAUCUAAAAAUCGUGCCUCCGGCUGGUCCUAUAUCCAGAAGAGGAUGUUUAACCAGGAUCUGGGGCUCAGGUCAUCUUAGCGCAGCUUCCCUUCUCUGCCCCUUCCGUAAAUGCAAGCCAGAUUCCCUUAUCUAGCCCUUUGUGGCCCUGUUAAGAGAGUGAUUUCCAAACAUUAUCAUGCACUUGGAUUAAAGAAACAACAAAAGAGUGUAAGAAAGAGGAAGAAGGAUUUCUUAAGUAUGGCAUAAAUAAGUCUGAAAUUAUCAAUAAACACAAUAAAAAUGAA
Messenger RNA from Sapajus apella (tufted capuchin), 3421 nucleotides. It is a transcript of the gene GLYATL1, whose product is annotated as glycine-N-acyltransferase like 1. The transcript has 6 exons. Bases 710 to 1618 code for a protein of 302 amino acids. NCBI's taxonomy places the organism in Eukaryota, Metazoa, Chordata, Mammalia, Primates, Cebidae. Gene Ontology annotation, molecular function: L-glutamine N-acyltransferase activity; glycine N-acyltransferase activity. The record is from RefSeq and is a predicted model, not a curated record. Gene Ontology annotation, cellular component: mitochondrion. Gene Ontology annotation, biological process: L-glutamine metabolic process.